AUGGAAACAUUGGAUCCAAACGAAAUCCUCACGUGCAGCAGCGGCCACCCCAAACCAGCCAAUGCCAUCGAACAACUCACCCAAGAACUCCUAGAACCAUCCACCACCCUAACCUGGGACCUCUUGGACCUAGUGCAAAGCGUCCCCACUAUAGACAAGAACAGUCUCUACGAAGAUCUCUUUGUAGCACCGACUGCAUUGUGUAGAACGUCAUUUCGGCUCAAAAGAGAGGGCAUCGAGGGAACAGUUGUAGGCUUCAAAGAGGAGGUUCGCCUUGCCGAUCUCGACAAUGCCAAUGCGACAAACUCGCUCUCGAUCAACAGAAAGGUCGGCGCGAAGCAGAACGCGGUGCUGGGCAAGUCGAGCUACUUGCCGUUCCAGCCAGGCGGACUAUUCAACCAGACAUCUACCAAUCAGAAGUUAAACCAGGUUCAGCAGGCAGAUACUCUGUAUAUCCACAGAAACGAAGCUGGUCUCUUUGAUAUUGCGCCGGGAAUGCUGCGCGGUUUGAAUUUGGAGGCGUACAAUGCCGGCGCCGAUGGCAUCACCUCUUUGGGCCUUGUAGAAGACGCCGGCGCCAACGUAGACGAGACCGUGGGUCAAAUGGAUAUAGAUAGCAACAGUAAGAAUGCGCUGAAGGCGCUGCAGAAUUUGGGCUUGGACUCGGAGUUGGGGAUCCCUGAGCUUGACGACUAUGUGCCUAGCGACUUCAAGGCAAUGAAGGACGAAAUGGAUGCCCAGGCGCGGGUUAAGAAAGACUGGGCGCAUGUCGUCGAUUUGAACCACAAGAUUGAAAAUUUCGAGGAGGUGGUUCCCAGCAUGGCCCGUGUGUGGCCCUUCGAGCUAGAUACCUUCCAGAAGGAAGCCGUGUACCACCUCGAACAGGGUGACUCUGUUUUUGUGGCUGCACACACCUCCGCCGGUAAGACGGUGGUUGCAGAAUACGCCAUCGCCAUGGCUGCCAGAAACAUGACCAAGACCAUCUAUACCUCGCCUAUUAAAGCCUUGUCCAACCAGAAGUUCAGAGAUUUCAAGGAGGCCUUCAAAGACAUGGAUAUCGGCUUGAUCACGGGUGACGUCCAAAUUAACCCAGAGGCAAAUUGUCUCAUUAUGACCACGGAGAUCUUGCGUUCGAUGCUUUACCGUGGUGCGGAUCUCAUCAGAGACGUCGAGUUUGUGAUCUUCGACGAGGUCCACUAUGUCAACGAUAUCGAGCGUGGUGUCGUCUGGGAAGAGGUCAUCAUCAUGCUUCCGGAUCACGUAAAGUAUAUUCUCUUAUCCGCGACGGUUCCUAACACAUUUGAAUUCGCCAAUUGGGUGGGUAGAACAAAGCGGAAAGACAUCUAUGUCAUUUCUACAUCCAAGAGACCUGUGCCGUUGGAAAUCAACAUUUGGGCUAAGAACAAUCUCUACACAAUUAUAAACGCCCAGGGGAAGUUCAGUGAAAUCGAAAUGAAGAAGCAUAAAGAAGUCCUCGCUGGUGACACCAAGACAGGCCCUCCUAGCACAACAAUGGGCUCUGGUUCUAGAGGAGGACCGGGCGGUACUGCCCGUGGAGGUAACCGAGGCGGCGGUAGAGGUGGAGGCGGAGGUUCCAGAGGCAACAAUGCCCGUGGCGGCGGAAAUCGUGGUGGAGCCAGAGGAGGCGCUAUGCAAAAGAGCAAUAAUUUCGUCAGAGAUGGCCCUAACAAAAGUACAUGGUCUGGAUUGGUCCAAUAUCUUAGUCAAAAGAAGCUUCUCCCGGUCGUGAUCUUUGUUUUUUCCAAGAAACGAUGCGAGGAUUACGUUGACACCUUAUCAGGCGUUAGUUUCUGUAAUGCGAGAGAAAAGAGUGAAAUCCACAUGUUCAUUGAUAGAGCAGUCUCUCGAUUGAAGAAAGAAGACCGCGAAUUACCUCAAAUCCUAAAGAUUAGAGACUUGCUCAGCAGGGGUAUUGCUGUCCACCAUGGUGGCCUUCUUCCCAUUGUCAAGGAGUGCAUUGAAAUAUUGUUUGCAAAGUCUCUUAUCAAAGUUUUGUUUGCAACCGAGACUUUUGCGAUGGGGUUGAAUUUGCCAACACGUACUGUUGUAUUUGCCGAGCUUAGAAAGCAUGAUGGUAGAGGCUUCCGUAACUUGCAUCCCGGUGAAUUCACUCAGAUGGCAGGAAGAGCAGGAAGAAGAGGUUUGGAUACUACAGGUACUGUGAUUGUCAUGUCGUACAAACAACCUCUUCAGCCCACCGAUUUCAAGGAAGUCACAAUGGGUAAGCCAUCCAAGCUUCUGUCACAAUUCAGAUUGACAUACAAUAUGAUCUUGAAUUUGCUCAGAAUCGAAGCCUUACGUGUGGAAGAGAUGAUUAAACAUUCGUUCAGUGAAAACUCCACCCAAACCUUGCUACCAGAACACAAGAGUAGAGUGGAUGCUUUGAGUCUUGAGUUGGAAGGAAUCAAGCUUGAAGAAAACGAAAACUCCAAGGCAUUUUUGGAAGCGUACAAUCUCAUGGAAGAAUACAAAAGAACGUACAGUCUGAUGAUGGCGGAAAUCCAAAAGCUGCCGAAUGCCAGACAGCUUCAUCGUGUCGGAAAACUCAUGGUAUUUGAAGAUGAAGAUGGUGCUGUUCGGUUUGGAAUAAUGCUUAAGGAUGAUGCCGCUAAUGGCAGAUUCGUAUUCUUGACAUUUAAUCAUGGUGAAAAGUAUGAAGAAGCCAGUAAGUCCAUCCGCAUGCCAUAUAUACCAUGCAGAAAGUACCUCAAGAAGAUGAUGCCGCAGAUCGAAUUCAAUGGAGACUUACGAGUGACAACGGUUCCGAUCGAGAAUGUUCAAUUCGUCAGUGUGUUUGGUUCAAACGUCAAGCCCGGAGCGGUCUUGGCAAAUAAGACGGAUGCCGUCAAUGAGGCAAUUGAGCUGUUUAAAACCAUCAUUCACUUCCAAUACAAACCAAAGGAAUCGCCAUACAAGCAAUUCCUUCAGUUGACAUUGCAUGAGCUCAUCAGUAAGAAGGACAACGUCUUAGAACAGAUUGAGCUGAACGAAGUCAUUAAAACUCCGGAAUUCAAGAAUGUUUACGCCCAGUUGCGCAAACAAGAUAUGAUUAAGCAGAACAUCGAUUCCUUAAAUUUGCUUAUAUCUGAUGAGAACUUGGAGCUUCUUCCAGACUACAACCAGAGACUAGAGGUUCUUAAGCAACUUGAUUUCAUUGACCAGAACCAAAACGUUAUGUUGAAGGGUCGUGUUGCAUGUGAAAUCAACUCUGGUUGGGAGUUGGUACUCACCGAAUUGAUUCUUGACAAUUUCUUGGGAGACUUUGAGCCAGAAGAAAUUGUUGCUCUCUUGUCAUGUUUCGUGUACGAAGGAAGAACAAAGGAUGAAGAGGAUCUCCCCAUAACACCAAGAUUAGAAAAGGGUAAGCAAAAGAUUCAACAGAUUACCGAGAAGUUAUUAAAUAUCUACACUGAGCACCAGGUCUCUUUGACUUCCGAAGAAGAGGAGUUUUUGGAGCGGAAACGUUUUGCAUUGGUCAAUGUGGUCUAUGAAUGGGCUAGAGGUCUAGCUUUUAAUGAGAUUAUGCAGAUCAGUGUCGAGCUGGAGGGAACCAUUGUCAGAGUCAUUACACGUUUAGAUGAAAUUUGCAGACAAGUGAAGAAUGCUGCAUUGAUUGUGGGUGACUCGAAAUUGCAUUCAAAAAUGUCCGAGGCACAAGAGCGCAUCAAAAGAGAUAUCGUUUUCUGUGCUUCUUUAUAUAUAUAA
Molecule: messenger RNA, 3726 nt
Organism: Australozyma saopauloensis
Lineage: Eukaryota; Fungi; Ascomycota; Pichiomycetes; Serinales; Metschnikowiaceae
Gene: SKI2
Product: SKI complex RNA helicase subunit
Exons: 1
Coding region: 1-3726 (1241 amino acids)
Biological process (GO): nuclear-transcribed mRNA catabolic process, 3'-5' exonucleolytic nonsense-mediated decay
Cellular component (GO): Ski complex
Molecular function (GO): ATP binding; RNA helicase activity; RNA binding
Source: RefSeq, a predicted model, not a curated record